This is a messenger RNA of Durio zibethinus, 2831 nucleotides long. The record is from RefSeq and is a predicted model, not a curated record. NCBI's taxonomy places the organism in Eukaryota, Viridiplantae, Streptophyta, Magnoliopsida, Malvales, Malvaceae.
GUUGCUUUGCUAUCACAUGUGAGAGAAAUGAAGAGACAGAUGAAGAUGAGAAGGCAUUUCCUAUUGUUUAGCAGCUUUGCUAUGGCAGUUUUGAUUCAUGCACAGAAUCAAACAGGGUUCAUUAGCUUAGAUUGUGGGUUGCCUGAAGGUUCAAGCUACAAUGCAACCACAACAGGCAUAAAUUAUACUUCAGAUGCGCCAUUCAUCCAAACUCAAAUUGGCAUGAGCUAUAGACUACCUGGAUUCAAUUCAGGCACGCAGCAACAGAUACUGGAGAAUGUUAGAAGUUUUCCGGAAGGAGACCGAAACUGUUACAUGAUAAACCUCAGCAAGGGUAAUAGAUAUUUAGUCAGAACAAGUUUCAUGUAUGGGAACUAUGAUGCAAAAAAUGAAACACCAGAAUUUGAUCUAUAUUUAGGACCUAAUUUGUGGGAUACAAUGGUUUUUCAAAAUGCAUCUGCUGUUGUAGUCAAGGAAAUCAUUCAUGUUCUUCAAUCAAAUUAUUUGCAUGUCUGUCUCGUGAACACUGGGAAAGGGAUCCCUUUCAUAUCAGCAUUAGAGUUGAGGCUUUUGAAAAACACAACCUACGACACCAACUCUGGAACAGAAUCACUGGAAAUUUUCUUCAGGCAUGCUUUUGGUUCAACAUACAAUUCAACAUUCAGGUUUCCACAAGAUGAUUAUGAUCGUAUCUGGCGGCCUUACCAAAGAGCUGAUUUGGGACAAAUAAAUACUUCUUCCACCAUUACAUCUAACAACGACUAUGAUCCACCAAAUCUUGCCAUGAGCACUGCCAGCAUACCAUUGAACGCAAGUCAACCCUUGAAUUUUUCCGUCCAAGAUUCCGAUCCCAAUGCCCAAUUUUAUUUUUACAUGUACGUGGCAGAACUUGAAGUGCUCCAAGCUAACCAGACCAGAGAGUACAUCAUCUAUCUCAAUGACUUGCUUUGGUUCACAGCUUAUAGUCCUACAUAUUUGCGGGCAGACACUAUACGUACCACAGCUGCGUUAAAUGGAGGCAAUUUUUCAAUGGUAAGAACCAGAAGAUCAACCGAACCACCUACCCUGAAUGCCUUUGAGGCUUAUAAGGUAAAGGAAUUUCAACAGUCACAAACAGCUGAAAAAGAUGUUAAUGCGAUCAUGAAUAUAAAAUCAAUGUAUGGAUUGAAGAGAAAUUGGCAAGGUGAUCCUUGUGCUCCACAAGAAUACUCAUGGCAAGGUCUUAAUUGCAGCUACGAGGAUUCCAAUCCACCUAGGAUCAUAUCUUUGAAUUUAUCCUCUAGCGGUUUGAGUGGACAGAUACCUCCUUAUAUCGUCAAUCUGACUCAAUUACUGUAUCUGGACUUAUCCAACAAUAAUUUGACUGGACCAGUGCCAGACUUUCUAACUCAGUUGCAAUCUUUGACUCUGCUAAACUUGGAACGAAACGCACUAAAUGGUUCAAUCCCCAGAGGACUCAUUGAUAAGUCAAACAAGGGUUUGCUACAAUUAAAUGUGGAGGGAAAUCAAAUUCCUUGUACAUGGAAUUCAUGCAUGACAACGAAGAAGAAGAACAGCGUAGUGGUUCCGAUUGCAGCAUCAGUUGCUUCAGUCCUUUCUCUCCUCAUUAUUGUUUCGGCUCUCCUUUGGUGGUUUAAAGGGAGAAAAACAGGUAGAACAAAACUUACAAAAAAACCAUACAAAAAGGAGAUAAAAAAUCGACAAUUUACAUACUCUGAUGUCCAAAGGAUCACAAACAAUUUUGAGAAAGUUAUUGGAAAAGGAGGAUUUGGAACAGUUUACCUCGGUUACAUAGGUGACACUGAAGUAGCAGUUAAGAUGCUAUCACAAUCAUCUAUUCAAGGGUAUAAGCAGUUUGAAGCUGAGGUGGAGCUUCUUUUGAGAGUUCACCAUAGAAAUUUGACUAGCCUUAUUGGAUAUUGUGAUGAUGGCACCAACAUGGGGUUAAUCUAUGAGUUCAUGGCCAAGGGAAACUUAUUAGAGUAUCUCAGAGACAGCAAUAGCAGUGUCUUGAAUUGGGAAGGAAGACUUGGAAUAGCGCUCGAGGCAGCACAAGGACUGGAAUAUUUACACCAUGGUUGCAAACCUCCCAUAAUCCACCGAGAUGUAAAGUGUACCAAUAUCUUAUUAAAUGAAAACAUGCAAGCUAAAUUAUCUGAUUUCGGGCUAUCGAAAACUUUCGAAGGUGGCUCUCAUGUCUCCACCGUCGUUGCCGGUACCCCUGGAUACCUUGACCCUGAGUAUUCCACAACAAACAGGUUGACGGAGAAGAGUGACGUUUAUAGCUUUGGGGUAGUUCUUUUGGAAAUCAUUACAAACCGGCCUGUGAUUGCAAGAACAAUAGAUGAGCCUACUCACAUAAGUCAUUGGGUUGGCUCCAUGUUGUCCAAUGGGGACAUCGAAAGCAUUGUCGAUUCAAGGUUGAAAGGGGAGUUUGAGAUAAAUUCUGUAUGGAAAGCGAUAGAAGUGGCAAUGGCUUGUUUAUCUCCAGCAUCCUCAAAAAGGCCAACCAUGACUACUGUGGUGAUGGAAUUAAGCGAGUGCUUGUUGGCAGAGAUCAAUAGGACAAGGGGAGUCGUCAAUGAGGAUGAAUCACUAGAAUCAAUUGGCAUGAUAUCCUUGAAUUAUGGGUCUGAAAUAACUCCUCUAGCAAGGUGAUUAGGACACCAAAAAUAUCAUGGUUUAUUAUCCUUAGAAAAAUGUUCCCCUUGAGCUGGGUUUGUAAUUUUCUACCUGUACAUAAAGACACUUCAGGGAAUAUAAAGUUUAGUUUGUUGUUUGUUGUAGUACACAUAUAAAAACACUUCCAAAGAUAUUAGCCAUGUAUAACA